Molecule: messenger RNA, 2649 nt
Organism: Histoplasma capsulatum G186AR
Lineage: Eukaryota; Fungi; Ascomycota; Eurotiomycetes; Onygenales; Ajellomycetaceae
Product: acetate regulatory DNA binding protein FacB
Exons: 5
Coding region: 1-2649 (882 amino acids)
Biological process (GO): DNA-templated transcription; regulation of DNA-templated transcription
Molecular function (GO): DNA binding; DNA-binding transcription factor activity, RNA polymerase II-specific; zinc ion binding
Source: RefSeq, a predicted model, not a curated record
AUGCCAGGCAUACUACCCAUGAAGGUGAUCAAGGUGGGCAACAGCUCGCAGAGUCGUGUUGCCCAGGCUUGUGACAGGUGUAGGAGCAAGAAGAUCCGUUGUGAUGGCAUCCGCCCGUGUUGUUCGCAGUGCGCGCAUGUCGGCUUCGAAUGCAAGACCAGCGACAAACUGAGCAGACGAGCCUUUCCUCGAGGCUACACUGAGUCACUGGAGGAUAGAGUUCGUUCGUUAGAGGCGGAGGUUCGUGAGCUUAAGGGGUUGUUGGAUGAGAAGGACGAGAAGAUCGAUGUCUUGUCGCGGCUACAAUCAUUUUCGUCGUCGCGCAAGACUCCUCCGCAUGGCUCGACUGAGCCAGGCUCGUCGCCAUCCGAUGAUGCUUCCCCAGAGAAACGAGAAGACAUGAUCCAUGUUCAACAUUCGUGUUCAUUGUUGAGAAAACCAACCACAGAUGCACCCUUUACUGGCCCAUCGAGUACAAGGGCAUUCAUUGAUGCAUUUGCCAACAAGCUGGAACGGAGCGGCAAGUCAGCCGCAGGCAUCUCAGCGGAACAAUUGCUUGGUCCUCCAUCUCUCCCAAUAUGGGCACAUCAAGAUGUACCCCCGAAGAGUCCCCCACGACUUGUAUCAGACCAACUUAUCAAUAUUUUCUUCCAAGAAUGGGCACCGCUAUAUCCUGUCAUCCAUCGACCUACCCUGUUGAAAAUCUACGGCCAGUAUACCAACAACCCUGCGGCAUUUGAAGAUGACCCAUACUAUCUGGCACAGUUGAAUUUGAUCUUUGGCAUUUCUGCCAUAUCAUCUACCGCCCGUAUCCCGCAGGAUCCCGCGCUCUUCGAGCAAAAUUGGGUGACUAAGCUUGAUGCUCUGGCCGAUGACAUUUCUCUACCAGCCCUCCAAUGUUACAUUCUGGGACAGAUUUACUACACCAUCAAGGCUGAUUACAAGAGCCUGCUGCGUUACCGCGGCAUUGCUGUUGGGAUGUGCCAUCAACUCGGUCUGCAUCAAAGCCAGAGGAGGUUUUCAUUCAGUCCGCUAACCAGCGAAAUGCGAAAGAAGGUGUUCUGGUGUCAAUAUGUUCUUGACCGUUUUGCCGCUGCUAUGACAGGACUGCCUGUUUUGUUGGCUGAAUCAGAUGUGUGUGCUGAGUUCCCAGUCGAUAUUGAUGACGAGAAUAUUACAGAAGGAGGAUUCGUCCCCACACUACCUGGCGAACCAACUCGUGUUUCAAGUUCCUUGGCAUUGUUCUCGGCAGCACGUAUCUUAAGUAAGGUGCUUGCCCAGCUGUACCCUUCGCCGGCUGGCUAUAAUGUUUCUUUGUCCACUGUUCAUUCUCUCGGAGAAGAACUUGAUGAGUGGCAGAAGAGCCUCCCACAACAUCUUCAGCUUGAGUUUACGCAAGAUAAACCAAGCACCAAUGUCACGGGAAGUCGAUCACCUCUUCUGUCUAUAAUGUACUACUUCAUUCGGUCACUCAUUCGACGACCUGCGGUUUGCUUUGCUCCGCAGAACACUGCCUCCCCUUCCAUACUGGCCCUAGUAGACUCUGGGAAACAUAUCAUUCAAAUCCUUCAACUGUUAGAAGAAAGAAGAAUGAGCCUUGCGCUUAGUAUUAACAAAAGGGAGCUGUUAUUUGCCUCGAGCCUGGGUGUGCUGUGGCAGAACGUGGACCUGGGCCGUGACUGCAAGCUCGUUAAGGAAGGUCAAAAACUUCUCUCCUCGGCCCUAUCUCUCCUCGAAUGCGAAUCUCCUGAAGCUGCUUCUGAAUUCCAUAACAUCUUGAAUAUUGUCUCUCCAGUUGAUGACGCCAAUCGUGUCAAGCCAGAGCACCAACCACAUUCCAACUCAGACAUGUCUGCGCCUUCGCCGAAAGUCAAAUCGCCCAGGAAAACGCUAUCACUAGAAUCUCGCCACUCGUUUAACAUGAACACGCCUCAGUCCAGCGACACCUCGGCACCCUCUUCGAGUCCAGACCUAUGCGAACGCAGCAUCAGGUCCUCCAGCUCCCUCAGCAUGUCAUCAUCAGCGAACGCAGAGUUGACGGCGAUAACUCCCCGUUCCACAGGUGAGAUUUCUUCGGACUACCUGAACUUGGACUACCUCCCGUUGGGUAACCAGAAGGUCGAACUAAAAGCAACUCCAGGUAACGCACCCGGAGGCGGCUUUAGUAUCUCUGAUUGGGAGCAAGUCCUUGGAGGCAUCGAUAACGGACAUUCCAACAUAUUCAAUGGAAUCUACGGUGGUGGAGAGUGUGGUGAUGUCAAUGCUGCCGUCUUCGCCCAGCUCACGCCUACAUUCCAGUUCCCAUCAAAUCAACCCCCGCCCCCGCAGCAGAGUCUGCAGGGAUGGUCUCCGGAAGAAUGGCCGUCCUCUGCAAGCAGUGACUUCAAUGCCAGAUCUGGACAAAGCGUCAUAAGUUAUUCGGAGGAUAACAUCGGUCCUCUCGAUGAACUUCCACCGCCUGCACUAAGGACGAAACAAUGCGACUCGCUGCCACAGACGACGCAAGUACAGCAAUCUCCGCUGCCGCCACACCCAGCACCCACCGACGGACUCGAUAAUAUUAUUAUGUCACAUAAUCUCGGGGCGCUGGACAACACGUCUGACUUUGGAGGUAUCAUUGACGCCUGGGAUUUACGACAACCUGCGUGA